AAUAAAUGAUAACACCAAAUAUGAAAUGAUAAUCGUGUCCAUAAAUAUUCAAAAUAAUAAUUACUGAACUAUAAAAGAGAGCAAAGAGAACAAAAACUUUGUUUCAUGAGCACAAAACUCGCAAACGAGUUUUCCUGGACGAAGGGCUCGCGGACAUGACGAGGCGGCGCGUGGACCUUCUAGAACAUUGUCGGAGCCGCAGCGGCGCGAAAAAUCCACUGCUGUCCAUCCUGAACCGAGAAAGAAUGGCGUUAAGAAAAGUUCUUUCGUCGAAGCCCCAAACCCCUUACUUUAAGCCCCCGGCAAUACACAUUUGUGUGGUUGCACUGAAGGACCAGCAUAGGGUCACGAGGUGGGACUUCCAGGACGGCAGAGCGGUGGCGGCCGUCACAAAAGCUAAUGCCGUCAUGGCCAUCAGCGACGGGCACUCCGUGGCCAAAGUGACCCUGUAUGAAGACCUGAAGGCCCAAGUUCAAGAGGGUGCUUCCUACGUGGUUCGUGGCUAUAACCUGAGGGGCAAUUCCCCUCCAUAUGCCUUUAAUGUCUCAAGGGAGACAGAAUUCUUUCGAAGCAGCGCCCUCGUCAUCGACGAGAAAUUACAAAACGAGGCCUUGAGGCUGAUCAAUCCUCGCUCGCCCCUGACCCCCCUCAGCACCUGCAGGGAAUCUGCUGGUCUGGUCACGGUGGAAGGGGAGGUGGUCGAGGUAAGUAACUUUCCGUUUAACGGGACUGCGAUAUAUAUAGCCAAUGUAGGUUGUUGCUGUAAAAUUAAGAGUGUAAGUCCGCCGGACUGCAGCUAUGAGAACAUUAACACCCAAAUCCACUGUGUUCAGGUGUCUGAGCUGAAGGAGGUGGUGGUGGCGAGGGACCGCGUGCCACUGCAAAACAUCACGUUGAAGCAGGGGGAAACAAAGGUGCCCGUGUCCCUCUGGAGGGAAACCGCCCUCCACUGCUGUGAGAUCGGGAACGUCCUGAGAGUGUCCCACCUGAGAGGGUCGGAGUCCAAUUAUGGAUUCCGGCUCCAAACAACGGUGGAGUCAGCAAUUGAGGCGGUCAGUUCCACGGCAGCGGAGGAGGUUGGAGUUUACGGGGCAACACCGGCACGCGGGGCUCCCGGAAGCCUAAAAGUGCUCCUGGAGGACGACAGGACGCUGUUCAUCGAGGAGAGCAAGUGGCUGCCAAUAGCUGCCAUAAUGGAAGCGCCACCCUUACCGGUCAAAAUAACCGUUAAAGGCAACACCAUUGUCGCCAUUGAAGCCAUGCGGAAGGAGGAGUAGCUGUUUGAGUUUCUUUUUGUUGUUGCUGUUUUUGCUGUUGUUUUAAUGUGUUCAUUAGGAAUCGGUUCUCCGUUGUUCAAAUUACCUUUCACAUUGUAUAGGAUGUUAUUAAUCAAUUUGCCAAAGUUCAUGUGUUCUGUUUUUGUUCUAUGUUAACCUUUUGUAAAAUGGAUGUAUAAUCAGUUUAAUCAAUUCAAUCAGUUUAAUCAAUUCAAUCAGUUUAUUCAAUUCAAUCAGUUAUGACAAAUCCAUGUAAUCGUGCAGUCUGUGUUCAAUGUCCAAUCAAUACAUGUUUUAAUCUCUGAUUACUGAUUCAAUUUUCAAUCAAUAAAUGUUUGUCACAAUUCUCGACUUUUCUUUUAAAGUCUUCAAAAUCCCCGUGUAGCCACGGAUAGUGCUAUUAUUUGAUUACUGUGUGGAUGUUAAAAAGCCUUUAAUUUUUGCCCACAAAUGAUAAUUUACUCCUCGCGUGUUUCAGCAUUAACUCUGAUCAUUUGUAGCCGGCAUCGUGUGACGUCUGCCUUUGUUAGAGCGCUCUGUUUAGGACAGUUCUAAUCAGUCUGUCGCUUCCACUCUGCCGCAACUCUCCCCAUAGCAACCAGAGCCCCGCACACACAAGCAGCCGCUACGUCACACAUAAACAAAUGACUCUGUAUCCAGUCAGCUGACGCUACCGGCAGCUAGCUUUCGUCGGCUAGCGCUACUA
Pungitius pungitius (ninespine stickleback) is the source of this 1983-nucleotide messenger RNA. RefSeq lists its product as uncharacterized. The record is from RefSeq and is a predicted model, not a curated record. The transcript has 4 exons. Lineage: Eukaryota; Metazoa; Chordata; Actinopteri; Perciformes; Gasterosteidae. Bases 156 to 1277 code for a protein of 373 amino acids.